Amaranthus tricolor (Joseph's coat) is the source of this 1462-nucleotide messenger RNA. RefSeq names its product two-component response regulator ARR18-like. The record is from RefSeq and is a predicted model, not a curated record. Lineage: Eukaryota; Viridiplantae; Streptophyta; Magnoliopsida; Caryophyllales; Amaranthaceae. The transcript is spliced from 5 exons. Bases 191 to 1207 code for a protein of 338 amino acids. Gene Ontology annotation, molecular function: DNA binding; DNA-binding transcription factor activity.
AAUUUUUCCCAUCCUCUCUCUUAAAUUAAUUUAUUUUUCCUCCAAUAAUAAUAAUACCCACCUAAAAAGACCUACCUAUUACUUUUGGUCUUAUACUAAUCAACCCUUUUAAAAAGUCCUUAAUCAUAAAAUUAUUUUGAGAAAACAACAUAUAGGUGAAUCCAAAAGGUAAAAUUAGAGAGAAUUAGGUAUGAUUAGGGCAAAAAAUGAUAGUACACAAGGGUACAAAUCUAGCCUUUCUAAUGAAUAUAAACUUGAUUUUAUGUAUGAAGAUGAAAAAAAAGAAGAAGAUGAAGAAGAAGCUAAAGAGGAAGUGGAUGAUAAUAAUAGUAACAGCAAUAACAAUAGCAAAUUAAAUGGUUUGAGCUCGAGUUCGAGCACCGUGGAGGUGGGCGAUAAAAAGGCGCCCACCUCCUCGGGAUCUGUUCGACCGUACAACCGUUCGAAGACGCCUCGACUCCGAUGGACACCGGAUCUCCACCUUUGCUUUGUACAAGCCGUUGAGAGGCUGGGAGGUCAAGAAAGAGCAACUCCUAAGUUGGUUCUUCAAUUGAUGAAUGUCAAAGGCCUAAGUAUUGCUCAUGUCAAGAGUCAUCUUCAGAUGUACAGAAGCAAAAAGAUUGAUGAAUCAAAUCAAGCUUUGAACAAUCAAGAGAUAUUCAUUGAUGGAAGAGAUAAUAUCUUUGAUCUCAGCCAACUACCUAUGUUACAACGCUACAAUAAUCAAAGAACAUCUACUUUUAGUCUAAGAUAUGAUGAUUCUUCAUGGAGACCAUAUGAAUUCAACCAGAUUUACGCUCCAUAUACAAUUGGAACUUCAACCGGAUCCGAUAUGUCUCAAAUCGGGUCAAAUUGGAUAACCCAACAAGCCCACAAACAAGAUCCAAUAAUCCAAACCAAUGCAUCCUUAUUAUCAUGUCAAUUCACAAGUAUUAGGCCAAUUAGGGCAAGCAUGGAGUUUAACCUAGCAAUUAGUCCCUUUACAAAAAUAGCAACCCCAAGGGAAAAUAACCAUGAAUUUGGAAAGAAAAGAAAAGCCAUGGAUCUGGAUCUUUCUCUAACCCUAGCUUCUAAUGAUAAUAUAUACGAUCGAUCAAAGAAAAUGAGUACAGGGCAUAAAGAUAAUUAUAAGUUCUUGAAGGAAAAAGAUCCUACAAGUUGUGGGAAUACUGAACAAUCAAAGACAUGUUUGGAUCUGACUUUAUGAAUGAAGACAAUUGCUGAAUGAGAACUUGUUGUAUUGCACAAGGUAUAUAUAUCUUUCUCGAUUCUUAUUACUUGCAACGUUUUAACUUUAAUACUACAAAAAAAUCUUAAUUCCGACUAACAUUAUAGUAUACUACCUGUAUUUCAAUUGUUUCUGUUAGUCGGAAAUCAGCUUUUUCUUGUAGUGUAAACUUGUCAAUAUACAAUUUUGACCAUUAAAACUUUUUAUUUAUACAUUCGUAAAAAAAAUAAUAUU